CUGUGCGCUGCUUUUUCAAGCUCACAGCAGAACUCACUUUCUAUUCCUCCAAUCACCACCCUUCCAUAAAAUUUUCCAGGAAAAAUUUCCCUUCCAUCGUUAAUCACCUACGUUUCUUCAUGCUCAAACACUUCCUCUGAUUAAUAAUCUCCAAAAUGGAAUCCAACAGACCUAAAUCAGUUCACCGCAGCACCAGCACUGGAAAGAGCAGACUUUCCAGAACUUUCCAGAAAGUUAUCAGCUUGCGAACUGCAUCCAGGAUAGCUUCCAGCAAUGGAAUGGGAAUCUGUGUGCUUAGUUCCCAGCACAAGUCCCAGGAAGAAGAUGCGAUGCCGGGACACAAACAUGGCGAUUCGAAGUUGAAGCGGAAGGCGGUAAUGGAAGCUCUGGUGGCUAAGCUUUUUGCCGGUGUUACUUCGGUUAAAGCUGCUUAUGCCGAGCUGCAAAUGGCUCAGCAUCCGUACAACAGCGACGCCAUUCAUGCGGCGGACCACGCGGUGGUCGAAGAACUCAAAACCCUGUCGGAGCUGAAACGGAAAUUCCUGAAAAAGGAACUCGAUCUUUCGCCUCAAGUCACCCUGAUGCUGGCUGAGAUUCAGGAGCAGCAGAGCUUGAUGCGGACCUUCGAGAUUGCAAACAAGAAAUUGGAGUCGGAAACAGAGGAGAAAGAUUCCGGUAUUGAUUCGCUGAGGAAGGAGCUUGAAGAACGCAGAGGGGUUAAUAAAUCCCUGGAAAAGAGAUUAAAUGCGUCGGGGCCGUUGUCCAUGUUCGACAAUGUAAAGUUUCCGAUGCUGAAUCCGACCCAUUUCGUUCAAUUUUUGCAUUUUACUCUGAGAUCUGUUCGGAGUUUUGUGAAGAUGAUGCUCCAGGAAAUGGAAUUGGCGCAGUGGGAUCUCGAUGCCGCGGCGAAAAUCAUCGAACCCGACACGAGAUUUCCUAAACUGAGUCACCGGUGUUUCGUAUUCGAAUCUUUUGUUUGCAAAACCAUGCUGGAAGGGUUCAACUCCCCUGACUUUUUCCUUGCCGGAAAUUCUCAACCCAACAAGCUCCGUCCGGAGCGUUAUUUCGACGAGUUCAGAAAUCUGAAAACGGCAAACCCUAAACAGAUAGUAGCUCAACACCCACAAUCUUCCUUCCCUAAGUUCCUCCGGAGCAAGUACCUUAGCCUUGUUCACGCCAAGAUGGAGUGCUCGUUUUUCGGCAACUUGAACCAGAGGAAGCUGCUGACCUCCGGUGGGUUCCCGGAAACAGCUUUCUUCAUCGGGUUCGCGGAAAUGGCGAAACGGGUAUGGCUUUUGCACCGGAUGGCGUUCUCGUUGCACGAAGAAGUUUCGAUUUUUCAGGUAAAGAAGGGCUGUAGAUUCUCCGAGCUCUACAUGGAGAACGUCGCCGAUGAUUCACUAUUUUCCGAUGAAAUCCGUGAUGAUUCCAACGUCGAUAUUCGAGUAAGUUUUACAGUGGUACCGGGGUUCAAGAUUGGUCGAACUGUUAUACAGAGUCAGGUGUAUUCAUCGCCGGUGAUCACUCCUCCGGUGAGUCGUGGUUGAUUUUAUUUUUACUAUUUUCGGGAAGGGUUUUUGAUUUUUCGGAGGUAAGAGUAUAAUUGUAAAUUGCAUUUAAUUAGAAUCAAAAGAUGUUAGAUGAAGUUCACGCGCCGCUUUAGGAGGCGGAGGUGGGGACUGUGGGAGCUAAGCGCCCUUCCCAAGUAAGUCGAGAAAGGCUGGAUUGUGCUUGGGAAUGCAGUUAGCUCGCCAAUCCCCAUGCCGGGUUGCCGCUUUAGGCGGCGGAGAUGGGGCAUCGGGCGGCGCGUGGAUUUCUAUAUGUGGGUCAACUGCACGCGUAUUUGGUCCUACAGUCAUAGGAGCCACCGGGGUAAUGGGUUAGAGAGGCAAAAAGAAAUGUUUGAACCUGUAAAGUGCUACCGGUUCUACAAUUUCUUUCAAAAUGGAAUUUGUAACGAAGAGGUGGAAAAAUUUAUAUUUACUUUUGUUUUUUGGAGAACCUUUUUCUAUAAGAACCCUAAAUGUGAGUAAAAAGAUUCAAAUUUAAGGAUUAAUUUUAUCUUUUUCAAAUUUAUGAACAUUUUUUCAAAUAUUUAUUAGACGAUGAUGUUUUUAAAUUAAAACUUCAGUCACCCACCUAAGUAAAUGAGUGGUCCUUUCCAAUAAGAGUGUGGUAUGUGGGUUGAUAGAUAAAAGGACAAGAGAGUAUUGUUUUUUUAUUAUGUAAUUUAAGAGUAAAAAGGAAAAAACUAAAACUUCCAUAAUUGGGGUUGAAAUGCAUUUUUCUUUGUGCCACCAUUAUAGCUCAAUUGAAAAUAAGUUCUGCCUCACUUAAAACAAAAAGUUCCACCAAACAGCUGCUACUUAGUGAGGUGGGCUUGGGCUGAGGAGUCUGGGCAGAGGUUCACGGACCUCCCAGGAUUAAACUUGA
Rubroshorea leprosula is the source of this 2433-nucleotide messenger RNA. The record is from the annotation of a GenBank genome assembly. NCBI's taxonomy places the organism in Eukaryota, Viridiplantae, Streptophyta, Magnoliopsida, Malvales, Dipterocarpaceae.